UACAACAGUAUAAGCCAAUGUAUCAAUGUCAACAAAAUAAUAAAAUGGUUGUUAGAACUCUAGCAGGUAAAGAUCCCAGACGCAGAGCCACUUCACACAGUUUGAGUGCAAAAAUAGCAGUGUUUUAAUGAGCAAAAACUGCAGUGGGUCUCCAAUGCAGAAAAAUGGUAAACAAACUGAGAUAGACGAUGCAAAACAGGACAGCAAAAAAUAAAAGGCUCUGUACUUAAACCAGUAACAAGUAAAAAUACUAAGAAUGGGAGAAAAAAUAGGAACAAAAGAGAAUUCCUGGGUGACCAGGAUAGUGUCACGAGGCGCUAGGACAGGAGACAGGCAUACAGAAAUACUAGACUGGAGCAGGAACAAGAGCCACAAAUACCAAUGAGAUAAGCAAAAGAAGCCGACAGAAUUCCACUAUGUCUUAGGUAGCAUGCAGAUGAAGCAGUACAAUCCUCCUGUAGCCAGGUAGCUAAAUACCCCUAAUGGCAAAGUGGCUACAGGUGUGCCUGGUUGCACCGCCCUCUCAGGAAGUCACAGGAUCUAAGGGGACACAAAAAGGGAAAAAAGGUCACCAAGGCCCUCUUGUGUCAAAGAAAGGACUUAUUCCCGGAGCUUGUAAACGAUAUAAAAAAUUAAAUAUAAUUGAACAACACAGCAGGAAACACGCAGGUCCAUGUUUUGUGUACAUGUUAAAAUCAGAUGGACGCUACUGGUGAGGACAUAGUAAUGGCAGUGGAUGCUAGUGGGCCGCAGACCUCUCACUGUGAUACAAGAUGGUCACAGCAACUGUCCGGCCUUCCUCACAAGCUCCUGCAGCGCUUGAUGCCUUUCCAAAGGGAGGGAGUGGAUUUUGCCUUAUCUAAGAAUGGACGAUGUAUGAUUGCUGAUGAGAUGGGUCUUGGCAAAACGGUGCAGGCCAUUGCGGUGGCAUAUGUUUUCAGGAAGGAGUGGCCCCUCCUGGUAGUGGUGCCCUCGUCCCUCAAAUACCCCUGGAUUGAGGAGCUGGAGCGUUGGAUUCCUGAGCUGCAGCCUGGAGACAUCAACCUAGUGGAGAACAAGAGCCACACCAUGGGCAUUAGCAGCAGUAAGGUGACAGUCCUUGGCUAUGGCCUGCUCACCACGGACGCACGCCCCCUGGUGGAGACUCUGAGCAGGCAGCGCUUCUCCGUGGUGGUGGUGGAUGAGUCGCACUACCUCAAAUCCAGGAACGCAGCACGGACUAAGCUUCUGGUGCCGAUCAUUCAGAGCGCCAAGCGUGCCGUCCUGCUCACCGGUACACCCGCCCUGGGUCGCCCUGAAGAGCUUUUUAUGCAGAUUGAUGCACUGUACCCCAAAAUGUUUGGAAUCUGGACUGACUACGCCAGCAAAUACUGCAAUGCCCAUUACAGGUACUUUGGGACCCGCAGGCAGUGGGACUGUCGUGGGGCGUCCAACCUGGACGAGCUGCACCAGCGACUUAGCCAGAUCAUGAUCCGUCGCCUUAAGGCUGAGGUGCUUAGUCAGCUUCCCCCCAAAAUCCGCCAGCGCAUUCCGUUCGACCUUCCAAAGGAAGCUGCAAAGGAGGCCGUGGCCAGCUUCGCCGAGUGGGAGAGACUAAUGAAGGGGUGCAGGUCAGAGGUCGCCGCCCUCAACAACCCCUUCACCGAGGUCAUGAGCCUGAUCACACAGAUGUACAAACAAACAGCUAUUGCCAAGGCCGGAGCAGUGAAGGACUACAUCAAAAUGAUGCUGGAGGCAGAGCAUCUCAAGUUCCUGGUGUUCGCCCACCACCUCACCAUGCUGCAGGCCUGCACAGAGGCCGCCAUCGAGGCCAAGGCUGGUUAUAUUCGUAUUGAUGGAAGCGUCCCGUCCUCUGAGAGAAUCCAAUUAGUUCAUAAGUUCCAGAAUGACCCAGACACAAGAGUGGCCAUCCUAAGUAUCCAGGCAGCUGGUCAGGGUUUGACCUUCACCGCUGCAAGCCAUGUGGUGUUUGCCGAGCUCUACUGGAACCCUGGGCACAUUAAGCAGGCUGAGGAUCGCGCACACCGCAUCGGGCAAACAUCGUCUGUCAACGUACACUUCCUCAUCGCCAAGGGUACCUUUGACACCGUCAUGUGGUCCAUGCUGAACAGGAAGGAAACGGUGACGGGCAGCACUCUGAAUGGAAGGAAGGAAUACCUGACGGCCGAGGAAGGAGACAAGGACAGAUGGGACUUCCUUAACUUUGCCAGCGCCUGGACGCCUUGUGAGAUGAUACUUCCCUUGGAGGCAAACACUGGGCGGACGGCAGAAGAUGAAGUGUACUUCACUCAUUUUGAGAAGGAGAAACAGCAUGAUAUUCGGAACUUCUUCUCACCGGGUGCCAGCAAGGAGAAGAAGAGGAAAAGAAUGCAAGAUAAAGAGUUCCCAUCCACUUCCUCCAAAACCAGCAAUCCUGCACCUGACGGUGGAAAGAACUCUGAGAGAAAGACAGAGGAGAAGGAAAAAUCCUGUUCUCAAACGUCUGUCACAGGUGACAACAACUUCUCUCCUUGUUUGAAGAGGCUCCGGGCGUUGCAGACCAGCUCGAGCCGAAGGUCUGCAUCCGGGGGCAGGAAAAGUUUGGCGCAGCGGGGUAGCACGUCGCCCAUCUUCUCUGCUCAUCAGGAGAUGUCAGAGUCGGACCCUUCCACACAGACGUGGGCCUGCGGGGCAUGUACGUACUCCAACAGCGCCCUGCUGCCUUACUGCGAGAUGUGCGAGUGGCCACGCUGUUCUUCAGGUGUCACAUCCGAGCCACCCGGGCCUCAGCUAACACCUUCAGCUGAGGAGGAGAAGGCGUGCAAUGUUCGGUCCGGCUCCGACAGAGAACCGCAGCUCAGCCUGCAGAAAUCCCAAACUCCGAAAUCGUACAAAGGCAAACAGAGCGAGGAGGAGGAGGAGGAGGAGGACAAACAGAAAGCAGGAGAUGCAGAGGGGGAGGACAAGCGGCACCUCAAAGGCAAACAAUCAGUGAGAGAACGAGGUGGCAGCGGCGGCACUUGCGGUGGCAGCUGCGUCCUCUCUGACCACACUAACGAACCAAGUGCUGCUAAUGCUAAUGACAGUGAUGCUGACAGCGAUACCACCAACGAAGCUGAGCCUGCAUACCCGGGCCUGCAGUUCUGUGCCAGCCAGUACACAGACCGAAUAUAUCUAUAUGAUAAGGACGGUGCUCCGUUAAACUUGAGCUUCGUCCCCCUGGACAUCAAACUAACCAACUGGGACGACCUGCCCGAGGACUUCAGCCGGCACCAGGAAAAUCGAAUACAGGUUCUACGCUUCGUUCAGGAAUGGAGCAGCCUGGCAGCCAUGAAGCAGAAGCUGCUCCGACGCAGCCGUCUCCUCUUCCACAGCCCCACCCUCGGCUUGCAGCAGCUGGCCGCCACUCAGCGACCUCACAACAGCACCAAGAGGUACCUCAGCCGUGACGAGGUGGCCCAAACCUCGUUGAGCAAGGCCCAGCAAGAGGGAGGCAGCGUGCGGCUGGUUGCCAAGGAGAACUUCUUCACCAAAAGGAAGUCGGCCUCGUCUCUAAAUUCCCCCACCUCAGACAGCUCAGGGAAGCAAGUUAGUGAGCAGCCAACAUCAGGAUUCCUGCAGGCGGUGAACAGCCACGGUGUCCCGCUGUGUCUAUCCUGUCAGAAGGCCUGUUCAACCACCGGUGGGGCCUGGGAUACUCGAUUUUGCAGCCACAGGUGCCAGGAAGACUUCCAGUUGCGCUCCAGUCAGACAUACAUGCGCUCCCGCGUGCUGGAGGCGGAGGAGGGCAUCUGCCAGCACUGUGGCCUCCACGCCCAUGACUUGUUUGUGAAGGUCCGCGAUGCGCCACCGUCCCAGCGCAAAGAGAUGCUGGAGAACACAUGGCUCGCCCAGCUGUCACUCAAACAGCUAAACGAGAUGAUCCGCUCUCCGGUGGAAGGUGAUUUCUGGCAGGUGGACCACAUCCGUCCAGUCUACAGUGGGGGAGGACAGUGCUCUCUGGACAACCUGCAGACACUCUGCACCGUCUGCCACAGAGCUAGGACAGCUCAGCAGGCCAAGGAGCGAAGCCGGAUGAGGAAGAGUACAGCGGCCUACAAGGUUGCCUCCGACAUCAGCAAAUUCUUCAUCAAGAAAUAAUGCCGGGCGCUCACUGGAAUCCCUUGUUGAGUCGCAACUGGCACUGAGAAACAAAAGGCCAAACUCCAUUGUUCUCCACACUUUUUGUUCAUGUCAACAGCAAACAGGGACAGCAACCAGUUUCCCCUCUCGUCCCCGAACCGUCACAAGUGUGGUGGCAUAUGAUUUAUGGCAGCCUCCCUUUUUGCUUGAGGCGUAAAUGGAGCAGGUUGCUUUGGAGACGUGCUGCUAUUUUCAGAUUUUGCAAACUUAGUGCAACGUUGCAGGUGAGAUGAAUAGUUGGUGAUUAAGGCUGCGUCUUACGACAAGCAAUGCCUUGUUUAUGUUCCUUUUCGAAAGAUGGAUGAGUAUCUUGUGGAAUAAAAACCUAUUUUUA
Messenger RNA from Dunckerocampus dactyliophorus (ringed pipefish), 4495 nucleotides. It is a transcript of the gene zranb3, whose product is annotated as zinc finger, RAN-binding domain containing 3. The record is from RefSeq and is a predicted model, not a curated record. The transcript is spliced from 23 exons. Gene Ontology annotation, cellular component: nuclear replication fork. The coding region runs from base 700 to 4119 and encodes 1139 amino acids. NCBI's taxonomy places the organism in Eukaryota, Metazoa, Chordata, Actinopteri, Syngnathiformes, Syngnathidae. Gene Ontology annotation, biological process: DNA repair; replication fork processing. Gene Ontology annotation, molecular function: ATP-dependent chromatin remodeler activity; endonuclease activity; ATP binding.